AUGGAUUUUUGGAUUAUCUUAAUAGUCGUUUUUGUCCUAUUUAUAAUAUAUUAUUUUCUAAAUCCUAAAGUUCCAAAUGGGCUUAAAGAUGUUCAUACAGUUACAACUUUAAGUACAUUAAAAGCCGCAGUCACGAACAGUUUGGGAUCCGAUAGGUUGUAUUUAACGAAUCAGAGUUACCUUGAUAAUGAUGGUCUUAUAAAAUUUCAAAUCAGGGGAAAGUGGUUUUGUCUUAUAUCUGAUCCAGUUCUUGCAAAAGAUAUAUUCUUGCGACCUGAUGUAUUUCCAAAACUUCAGUUAGAUGAAUAUUUACCAGAUACUGCUCUUUCACAUCAUUACGGUGUCAAUGUUGUUCAUUCAAACGGUGAUGUUUGGAAACGACAGAGACGUAUAUGUAAUCUCGCAUUUAAAGUUUUGCCUGUAAAUUUGGUCGUUGAAACAGGAUUAAAGUUGAUGGAUAUCAUGGAAGAAAUUGAUAAUAAACCUAUUGAAGUUGUGGAUUUAAUGCACAGGUUCACUUUGGAUGUUCUUGGAAAAGUUGUCUUUGAUCUUGACUUUAAUAAUCUUGGAGAUCCAACAAAUGUUUACGUAACAACAUAUAAUGAAGUUCAAGAGGAACUUAAAAGCGUUAUAUUUACUAUUCUUCCAUUAGAUCGCAUUCCGUAUUUUAAAAAUAAACGUAUUAGAAAGGUUGAGAAAUUGGAAAAAUUAUUUGAUGAUAUGAUUGAAAAGAAGCAUAAAUCUAUAGCUGCUGGAAGAUCUAAUGGUGACCUUUUAGAACUUAUGAUAAAGGCUUGCAAUGAUCAAGAUAAUCAAGAAAAUCCAAGUUUAACUGAUCUUGAAUUAAGACAUAAUUUGGCAAUUUUUAUGAUUGCGGGCCAUGAUACAACUGCAAAUGCUUUGGCAACACUUUUAUAUAUUUUAUCUGUUCAUAAAGAUGUUCAGCAAAAAGCUCGAGAGGAAAUUUUGAGAAUACUUGGCGAUAAUUUAACUCCGUCAGCUGAACAACAUAAAUUGUUGAAGUACUUAAACAUGAUAAUUCAUGAAAAUCUUAGAUUAUACCCUCCAGUUCCAAUGUUACCAUUUCGCAAAGUUACAGAAGAUUUGAAAUAUAAAAAUCAUGUGAUUCCGGCAGGUACAGGUAUUGCACUCUUUAUAUAUGGAAUACAACAUUCACCAAAGUUGUGGGAAAAUCCUGAAAAAUUUGUACCCGAGAGAUUUGAAAAUGAACAUUUUGCAAGUGGAAAUGAUUCUUGGUUGGCCUUUGGUGGUGGAUCCAGAAUGUGUUUAGGAAAUAAUUUAUCUCUUAUUGAACAAAGAAUUGCAUUAUGUUUGAUAUUGCGUAAAUAUGAAAUAUUAUUGCCACCGAAUAGCAUACACAAAGAUAGAGUACGAGAGAAGGGCCACGGAACACCACAACCAAUCGAACUUGUGUUUAAAAGAAGAGCUGAAUAA
Molecule: messenger RNA, 1455 nt
Organism: Cetraspora pellucida
Lineage: Eukaryota; Fungi; Glomeromycota; Glomeromycetes; Diversisporales; Gigasporaceae
Source: the annotation of a GenBank genome assembly